CGCUGCCAUUGGGAGCCGAGCAGCGCCGAGCCCAGCCGAGCCGCGCAGAGCUCCGGUCCCGCUCCGCCGCCAUCGCCAUGAGCUUCUUGUUUGGUAGUCGCUCUUCCAAAACCUUCAAACCAAAGAAGAAUAUUCCUGAGGGGUCUCACCAGUAUGAGCUGCUAAAACAUGCUGAAGCCACGCUUGGAAGCGGUAAUCUCCGGAUGGCUGUUAUGCUUCCAGAGGGUGAAGACUUAAACGAAUGGGUUGCAGUUAACACUGUCGACUUCUUCAACCAGAUCAAUAUGCUUUAUGGAACCAUUACGGACUUCUGCACGGAGGAGAGCUGCCCUGUAAUGUCUGCUGGCCCAAAAUAUGAGUACCACUGGGCAGAUGGGACAAACAUAAAGAAACCAAUUAAGUGCUCUGCACCAAAGUACAUUGAUUACCUGAUGACUUGGGUCCAGGAUCAACUGGAUGAUGAAACGCUAUUUCCUUCUAAAAUAGGUGUACCGUUCCCAAAGAAUUUCAUGUCAGUGGCAAAGACAAUUUUAAAGCGUCUCUUCAGAGUUUAUGCUCACAUUUAUCACCAGCACUUUGAUCCAGUGAUCCAGCUACAGGAAGAGGCACACCUUAACACUUCUUUCAAGCACUUUAUAUUUUUUGUUCAGGAAUUCAACCUUAUUGAUAGAAGAGAACUUGCACCACUUCAAGAACUGAUUGAAAAACUCACCUCUAAGGACAGAUAAAAAGAAGAGUAUUUCUUGAAGUCACUUGUUUCUUUAAGCAAGCGUGUGGUAUUUGUUUUUUUUUUGUUUUUUUUUUGUUUUUUUUUUUUUUUUUUGGUUGUUGUUGUUGUUCAUUUGUUUUUUUAAAAAAACACAACAAAAACCUGUGCUGUUACUAAUAACAGCCAAGAUCUACUUUCUGUGCUUUUAUUAGAGAAAAUCUUUUAUCUGUUAGCGACAUGUGGUAAAUAGCUUUUUUUUAAAUUUUAUUUUAUUCUAUUUUGGAUUGUUGUUACUCAUUGUGGAAUUUUAGCAGGUGCUGAGUGUUUAUAAAGGAAACAUGCUUGGUUGGGGGAUUGACUCUGCUGGUGGAUGGGUUCUUCUAUUGUGUCAGUGGUAGCCCAUUCUCAUGAAGUCCCUAUAAAUGACUUGCUUACAUUCUCUUAAGUGCCUUGGCAGACUCACUUCUGAGGUGCAAAGCACAUACAAUACUGAACAUUGCUGGAAACAGAAAAUACGAACUAACACCCAGGACACUUACUAAUACUUGUUUUAGAAAAAUAUAUAUAAGCUUACACUAAAAAAAGCCAUAACUUACUGAAAUCCAUGAUCUCCAGCUUUUAAUACAAAUAUUUGUCUUAUUUUUAUAGAGAUUAAUAUAGAAUUUUUCAAAACUAGAUAUUUCUUAUAAAGAAAAGUGAUGGUGAAGUUCUAGUCGCUAAAGCGAAAUGAUGGUGGUGGUGUCAAAAUUACAAAGAACCUGUGCUUAGCAAGUAGUUACAUGUCUGUUGCCAUUGGUUUUGGCUUUUUAUAGUUGCUUUUAUUUUUUUAACAGGGAAGCGUCGACUUGGGUCAGUCACUUCUGCUAAGUUUCCUAGCAUUUGCCAAAUGAAGGGUUAGUUUGCACAAAUACAGUUAGGGAAAAUACUCAGCACAAAAAUAUGCACUGGGGUAAUACGAAGUAAAACCUGACUUGAAAAAUAACUAGUGAAAUGAUAUUUGUAACUUAGGGAUAAAAAGCCUGGCUCUGUGGAGGAGCUCUGGUGGCCAGUGUUUUCCCUGGGAGGAAAUGUAUCUUGGAGGGAAUGUAAUUUCAUGGCUCCCUUAGGAUUUACGCUACCGUGAUGGUGUUCUCCCCCAUUCAAAACUGCAGCCCGUGUCCAAGGAACUAAGCAGUUGGGAAAAGUGAUAGGGAUGUACCGGUGAAUUUUUAGUCAUUUGUAAUUUGGUAAGUGCAUCUUCUGUUUCUGAGAAAACCUAAUCAAAAGGUGACCGUCCCCCACCCGGGUUAGUGUCUUUGUCUCUCUAGCCUUGUGUUUUCCCAAACCAGAAAUGAGAAUCCCCUGUGAGAGGUUGGCCUCUGGGCUGAUCCUCAGAUGAUGACCUGGCAGUGUCUGCUGCAGCUGUAUCAGUCAGGUUUCCUGUGGCUGAAGCCCGUAUGACUAGCGCUCUUGUUCAUUUAAGGGUCUUGUCAAAGCCGUUGUGUUUUGGAUUCAGAGCAAUCCGUAUUGCGUUCUGCAGCGUGCUAUCCCAUGGUAUCAGUAGUGGCCAAAUACAGUACGCUAGGUGGUUAACGUUGCCAGGUUUUGCCAGACUGUGACUCUGCAAAAACACCAUUUUUAGGCCUGAGCAGCAUGAAGACCUUAACUGACUAGUGUACACUGGACUGACUUUUGACCCUCUUUAAAAUUUACAGGUGAAGCCGGAGUUAGCGUGCGAUGGAAAAGUUUAGCUUACAUUUUGUGUGCCUUUGCUUGACUGAAAAUGCUGAGUAAAGUGGAAAAUACUGUGCUGCAGCCUGCAGAAUAUCUAAGUGGCUAUUAGUAUAGCCAGCUAAUAAACACGUAAGCACAAUCAUAAACACGUACUCAUUUGGGAGGCUAGAAAUUUGGGGGUUAAAAUGAUGUAUUUCAGAAGCGUCUGAAGGUUCUUUGCAGUAGUAUGUUAUCUUCAAUGGAAUUAAAAUUCCUAGUCUGCUUAAAGUGCUUCCUGGAGAAGCAGUUUAAUGUUCUGUUACCUCUUCUGUCUCUCCUUUUAUUAGCACACCCUCCCCCUCCGCCCCAGAACAAUUGAGAGAAACCUAGUACUGAGCUAGAAACUGGCAUUGUGUACUUUUUUCACUGCUGCUUAUUUAGAAAUGGAAAUGUGGAGCAUUGUGCAGUGAAGAAUGGUCAUGCAGUGGUGUUCAUACUGGAUUUAGGUUUGGCUACACUAAUAUUAGAUAGAGAGGCUGCUUGCAAAACACAAAUGUAGUUUAGCGUUUGUAAUUAAGACAGUCCUUGGUUUCAUUCAAAGCUUCACUACAGCUCAAGGAAAUGUAAAAUGUGUUUGACGCCUUUACAGAUCAGUGUCAUUGCCCAUUAUAAUCUGCUCAAAGGACAACUUAAAUUUUCAGUUAUCCUUAUGUUUCUGCUUUUUUUGUUGUACAGAAUGACCAAGUUUUUGUGUGGAUGCCAAAGAAAAGGACUUUUAUAUUGUGGUUUCCUUAACGUUGAGUGCUGGGAUUCGAUUGGAGUUACCACAGUCCACACUGAGUCAAGCUGGUGAUGCAAUGUUUUAACAAACUCCUGGCUUAAAAAAGGUGGAGUAAGGUCUUCUCCCUUCUCAGCCAGUAAGGAUCUUGACUUUCCUGUGUGUGUACACACAUGUGGGAGGAAAAGAGGGGAGAUAUUUAGUGCAUGUCACCUCUUCAGGGAGUUGGAAAAAUACGCACAAGGCUUAAGAAGAUGAGAGACAGAAGCAAACAAGAAGCACGAGCACCAUUUCCUUUCCUUUGGCAAGUCCCCUGUGAUGGCAGUAUUCACCCCAGUGCUUUCGUCAGUCCUUCUGCUUGUAGGACAUGUGUGGUCUGGCAAACCUUGGAUUUCCCCUUGCAAUUUGGUUGGCCAGUGGAAGAGUCAGACAGUGCUGUAGCACCUAAAUGCUGCUGUUGGGAGUCGAGUAUUGGGCUGAUGACAAAGAUGGAGCUCCCAGGGGCAGAAUAUCCCAUGUAUUGGACUGAGCAAGUACUGUCUUGUUGAAAAAUUGUAGAAAAAGUGUUCCUUUGGUAUACACUACCCUUUUUAUGUGCUGUAUGGUAUGUUUGACAAGGUAGCUGGGAAUGCAGCCCUUGUGUGGACUGUGUGCAUCAUUCCUGAUGUGUUUGCAGCUGCAGGAUUGUUUUUAGCCGAGUAGCAUACCUAACAUCUGAUCUGGACGUGACCACGUAAGCCUGGUGUGGGAGCAGUAGGAUGGCAGUGCUAGCUUUGGGUGCAGGGGUGGAGGGCUCUCUUGCAAGGCUCAGGAUAAAUAACACAGGAGACUAUCAUCUUUUCACAGUUAUGGGAGUGGUCGGUGUCCACCUGACUACACCAGAGCAGCCUAACUCCCAAAUCUGAGCUGCACAGUUUUAACCGGACUCCAGUCAUGCAGAAAGCUGAAUUUAAGACUGUGAUCUUGCACACACAGCCUUUUAUGUGUGCUUCUAUCUAAGGAGUGUUCAAUGACGGAAAAUUUCCAGCUACAGAGGCGUGAAGAGUGCUGCAGAUGCAGUUUAAUAUUAAAAAUCCUGUGAACUUCCCUGUGAAAACCGCCUUGCUGAGUGGAGUCAGUGCUGCUCAAGAGGCUGCGUGUGUGCUUACUGGAGAGGAGCCUUUUCACUGGUGUUACCACAUCGCAGCAAGACACAAGAGUGAGAAUGGCAGAAGCCUGCUCCAAGGAGCUAAAUAGGAAAUAUUCUCCAUUAGAUUUAAAGCUGUCUCACUGGUUUGGUAUCAUGUACCAGCAAGAAACACAAAAGAAAAAUAUUUAGAAAUGAGGAUUUGUUUGGAGUGAUACCAGUGCAGUAGUUUUCAUUUUUAGCAUACUUCUGCUCUGGAAGGUUGGGGUUUCUUGCUUGUUGUUGAUUUUUUUCAAUUUUUUUUUUAAAUAGUCAAUUCUAGAAAUUCAGAGGCAUCUGCUGCAGUUCAGCCAAUCAGAAUUAGAAUGUAUGAUGUGAAAAAGUUAGUCUUAUGUGCAUAGUGUAUUUUUUGUAUUCAGUAUCUGGCAGUAGAAAGCACUUUUACAAAAUAGUUUCUAGGCAUGUAAUAAAAGCUUGGAGAUCAUGAUUUGCCUGACAGCUGUAUGAACACAUUGUUUAAUUACACAACACUUGAAAAUAACAACAUUAAAGAUAUGUAUGCAGUGUUUGGGAUUUAGUAUCCCUAUGCUGUUUAUAUAUGCAGCUUUUAUUUGUUUUUUGCUUCAAAAAGAUGUGGGACCAGAAGCUGGUGUGUGUUUACACUCCUGGAGUAAGGGCACAUUGAAAUGCUAAACGAAAGUUGCCACGUUGUACAAACGGAAUCUGGAUCAAGUGAAUGUGUUUAUAAAAUAGUGCAUUUGUUGGGGGAAAGGGAGAGGACACCCCCUCACCCCCCAAAUAAAACCCAGAGAAACGAACCCUGACCGAACCCCGCGCUGCUCUAGGCCCAGGUUAGAGAUGGACUCUGUUGGGUGUCACGAGCGCUUUGAGACAAAGCUUUUCAGCUUUCAGGUGAGGUUCAACCCCACCAGAAGGUGCUGGUGGGGUUGAACCAGGCUGGGCUGCCAGUGCUGGAUGAGGCCUUCCAGUGUCAUAGGGGCCUUAAAUUCUACGGUUUGUGGUGUUUUUGAACUACCGGCAUGUUAGACCAUGUCAGUGAUUUGGGUGGUCGCUUCAGGAGGUCAUCUACCUCGAGACGGGAUGGGGCAAACUCUGCUGAGUUCAUCACAUUCAGCCGCCGCUGCCAGUGUUGACACUGUUCAAAUGGUGUGGAUACGUUAUGUUCCCAGAAAUAAUUAAUUUUCUACUGGUUCAAGUCAGGGAUACAAGUUAAUCGUGCAAAUAGAAAAGAAAAAUGCCACAUUCUGCUGUUGCAGGUAGCUGAGCAGGUAGAUGGAGAAAACAGGUUUCAAGGGGCAGGUGGCCCGCCUGCAAGUAUCAAGUUUCUUUUACUGCUUACUAUGCAAUGUAGAGCUUUGAACUUUUGCUUUUACUUUAAGAUAUAGAGGAGCACUGUCCUUAUUCAGUAUUUAGGAACUGAACACUCUCCCAGUCUCCCCGACACUCAUGUAACAGGUAAGGAUACCUAUUUGCUGCUAUGGACUUCACUUACCUUUCAGAUUGUUCCUUUCUGUUUCUCGCCCCCGCGCGCGCCCCCCCCCCCCCCCCCCUUCCUUUCUCUUUAAUCACCAGACACAAUUUUGCUAUAAACACAUCCUUUUUGGGUAAUUGCUCUUUUUUCUUGCUACCCUAUCCCCUCUUCUUACCUGCCGGAGUGCUGUAUUCCUGUAUAUAAACCACCCCCUUUUAGUUGGACUAUUUAAAAAGCUGCAGCGUGGACACAGACUCCUUGCUUUUCUUUCGCUAAAAGAUUCCCUGGUACACAGAAUCUUGUUUCCCUCACUUGUGAUAUCAGUUGUCUUUUUUCCAAACUGCACUACUAAAACCACUAGCAGUUUUAUGGAUGCCUGUCGUCUUUUCCUGGAUAUCUUCUCUUUUAAGAUGAGACUAACAUUGGUUAUUUUAAGUGUUAAACCUUAUUAUUCUCCCGCUUUUCUUACAAUUUCCUCUUGCCAGGUUAAGAUUAAGAUUGCAGUCUAGGUAAAUAUCAAAUUCCGUUUUGUUUGAAGAACCAAUUCCCUAAAUUGUUCAUAGAAUAUUGUAUUUUUUAGGGGAAAUUAAUUUUUAUAGCCACUAAUCUAUACUCAUUAUUUUUGUACAUUUGCAACUUCUGACAUUUUUCAGAGACAUGUCGCGGAGGGAACACUUACUUUCAUGGCUGUUUUACUCCUUCGGGAUGCUGUGGUUGUGUUGCUUAGUACUUAGAAGCACAUACCUUGAUGUGUGACAGAGGAGAGAGAAGAAUGCAAUAAAAAUUACGAGGUUACAAUAAAAGGCCAUUUUUGAAGGGUAAAAAAAAAAUAUUACAAAAGCAACACUAACCUUUCCUCCUUUAGAAUCUUAAAAUAUAUGGGAGAAAAUACGGUGUGAAGUGGAAAAUGCAAGAUGAGAACCCUUAUUGUAAGCUAACUGUGCCAAUAUUGCUUCAGUUUGUAGUCACCGAUUGAUAUUUUAGUUUUAAAUGAGAACAGCUUUUGAUUUAAAGGAAAACAAGUUGAAUGUCUGAAAAUCUGCAACAUGUUUAUUUGAGAGUUGUAAAUAAUGUAUACAGAUUGUUGUAUGUGAUGGGACAGAUAUUUAAAUUCUAGGUUUUUUUCAAUAAGAAACUGAAGGCUGUUUAUAAGAGAAAAUAAAUAGCUAUGUUUGACCAUGA
Messenger RNA from Tyto alba (common barn owl), 6979 nucleotides. RefSeq names its product MOB kinase activator 1B (gene MOB1B). The transcript is spliced from 6 exons. The record is from RefSeq and is a predicted model, not a curated record. Gene Ontology annotation, molecular function: protein kinase activator activity. Gene Ontology annotation, biological process: positive regulation of protein phosphorylation; hippo signaling. NCBI's taxonomy places the organism in Eukaryota, Metazoa, Chordata, Aves, Strigiformes, Tytonidae. Gene Ontology annotation, cellular component: nucleus; cytoplasm. Bases 78 to 728 code for a protein of 216 amino acids.